CUCGAAAUCGAAACUCACUAAAUCAGGUUUUAUUUUUUCUUAAGAAGAAGACGAAGGAGAAGAAGGUUUUACGAAGAACCCAGAUUUUGUUAAGAAAUGGAUGUACCAGAGGAGACGAGGCUUCGCCACAAGCGAGAUUUUAUCCAGUUCCUCGAAAGCAUGUACAUCGAAGAAAUCAAGGCGUUGAUACAUCAGAAUCACCACCGUCUCAUUGUUGAUAUCUCCGACAUUCAUAGUCACUUCCGCGAAUCUUCCUCUAGGAUACUGAGGAAUCCAAAUGAGUACAUGCAGUCAUUUUGUGAGGCAGCUACUGAAGCUACCCGAAGUAUUGACCCUAAAUUCUUGAAGGAAGGAGAGCAAGUCCUUGUUGGAUUUGACGGUGUUUUCGUCUCUCGUGUUGUCACUCCUAGAGACCUUCUCUCUGAGUUUAUCGGAUCUUUAGUCUGUGUCGAGGGCAUUGUCACCAAAUGCUCUCUUGUGAGGCCUAAGGUUGUUAAAAGCGUACACUUUUGUCCAUCAACUGGUGAAUUUACCAAUCGAGAUUAUCGAGACAUAACAUCUCAUGCGGGUUUACCCACUGGGUCUGUCUAUCCCACAAGGGAUGAUAAGGGCAACUUAUUGGUGACUGAAUAUGGGCUGUGCAAAUAUAAAGAUCAUCAGACCUUGUCAAUUCAAGAAGUGCCUGAAAAUGCUGCUCCAGGUCAGCUUCCACGAAGCGUGGAUGUCAUAGCUGAGGAUGACCUUGUUGACUCAUGCAAGCCAGGAGAUCGAGUGGCUAUUUUCGGCAUUUACAAAGCUCUUCCAGGGAAAAGCAAGGGUAGUGUAAAUGGAGUCUUUAGAACUAUCCUCAUAGCCAAUAAUAUCGCUCUGCUCAACAAAGAAGCAAAUGCACCUGUAUACGAACCGCGAGACCUACGGUACAUUAAAAAGAUUGCAGCCAGAGAUGAUGUAUUUGAUCUCCUGGCUCGUUCCUUAGCACCUUCUAUUUACGGACACACUUGGAUAAAGAAAGCAGUAGUUUUACUGAUGCUUGGCGGUGUUGAAAAGAACCUCAAGAAUGGAACCCACUUGAGAGGAGACAUCAACAUGAUGAUGGUGGGUGAUCCAUCUGUUGCUAAAUCUCAACUUCUGAGAGCGAUAAUGAAUAUUGCACCAUUGGCUAUAUCAACAACAGGUCGUGGUUCUUCCGGUGUUGGGUUAACUGCUGCUGUGACUUCUGACCAAGAAACAGGGGAGCGAAGACUAGAAGCUGGUGCAAUGGUCCUCGCUGAUAAAGGUAUUGUGUGCAUUGAUGAGUUUGAUAAGAUGAACGAUCAGGACCGAGUUGCUAUACAUGAAGUGAUGGAGCAACAAACUGUAACCAUUGCAAAAGCGGGUAUCCAUGCAUCACUGAAUGCUAGAUGCAGUGUGGUUGCUGCUGCAAAUCCCAUAUAUGGAACUUAUGACAGAUCACUGACACCAACAAAGAACAUUGGGCUUCCAGACUCGCUGCUUUCUCGUUUUGAUCUACUGUUUAUUGUGUUGGAUCAAAUGGAUGCUGGUGUCGACCGCCUGAUAUCAGAACAUGUCUUGCGCAUGCAUCGUUACAAAACUGAUAGAGGUGAGGCAGGGCCAGAUGGGAGCUUGCCAAACACGAGCGAGGAGGAUGGUGAGAAAGAAAUAUUUGUUAAAUUUAACCAAACUCUACAUGGGAAGAAGAAAAAAGGCCAAUUUGAGAAAACCCUAAACAUUAAAUUCUUGAAGAAGUACAUUCAUUAUGCCAAGCACCGUAUUACGCCAAAGCUCACUGAUGAAGCAUCGGAACGUAUUGCAGAAGCUUAUGCAGAUCUCAGAAAUGCAGGUUCCGAUACUAAGACUGGAGGUACACUUCCGAUAACUGCCAGAACUCUAGAGACAAUAAUCCGUCUUGCUACGGCUCAUGCCAAAAUGAAGUUGCGCAGAGAGGUAACUAAACCCGAUGCAGAGGCUGCCUUGAAGCUUAUGAACUUUGCUAUAUACCAUCAAGAAUUAACAGAGAUGGAUGAACGUGAGCAAGAAGAACGUCAAAGAGAACAAGAAAGAACACCAAGUGGCCGUAGAGGCAAUCAACGCAGUAAUAUUGAAGAUGCAGCAGAGAAUGAUGCUGCGAAUGUCGACAGAGAAACUGCAGAUCCAAUGGAAGUGGACGAACCUUCAGUAGAGCAAUUCAGUGGCACAGUCUCUGCAGCAAGGAUUGAGGUGUUUGAACGAGUGUUUGGGCAGCACAUGAGGACACACAGGCUCGACGACAUUUCUAUUGCAGAUAUAGAGACUGUUGUCAACAACAAUGGAGUUGGCGCUUCUCGUUACUCUGCAGAUGAGAUUAUGGCUCUCCUAGAGAAACUGCAAGAUGAUAACAAAGUGAUGAUCAGCGAUGGCAAAGUUCAUAUCAUUUGAUCAUAAAGAAAUCUUUAUUGAUUGCAUCAUCAUCAUCAUCAUCAUUAUAAUAUUAGAACUUGAAACAGUGUAGUAGUAAAAGAGAACUCUUGGAAACCAAAACAUCAGUUCGCAAAAACUUUAUUCCUACGGUUUUAGCAAGGCACAAUGCAAGAAUGGCAUACUUCAAGUCUUCAACCAUCUAA
Molecule: messenger RNA, 2600 nt
Organism: Capsella rubella
Lineage: Eukaryota; Viridiplantae; Streptophyta; Magnoliopsida; Brassicales; Brassicaceae
Product: DNA replication licensing factor MCM3
Exons: 15
Coding region: 97-2415 (772 amino acids)
Biological process (GO): DNA strand elongation involved in DNA replication; double-strand break repair via break-induced replication; DNA replication
Cellular component (GO): MCM complex; nucleus
Molecular function (GO): ATP hydrolysis activity; ATP binding; single-stranded DNA helicase activity
Source: RefSeq, a predicted model, not a curated record